Molecule: messenger RNA, 5185 nt
Organism: Patella vulgata (common limpet)
Lineage: Eukaryota; Metazoa; Mollusca; Gastropoda; Patellidae
Product: serine/threonine-protein kinase Nek4
Exons: 16
Coding region: 611-3193 (860 amino acids)
Biological process (GO): protein phosphorylation
Molecular function (GO): ATP binding; protein kinase activity
Source: RefSeq, a predicted model, not a curated record
ACCAAUGUUGAUGUAAGAAAAUUGCCCAAGAAAGCAUCCGUUGGCAACGAGUUUUAACCAUUCUAUUGUUUUAAUUCACGUUUAUCUUUCGGUAAUCUAAACUCCAUAUACAAUUUGGGAUGUAGCUCUAAAUGAUUUGAGGAACUCUGAAAUGAUCAGCCAAGGCAAAAUCUUUAAAGCUGAUAUCCUACUACUGCCCGUUGGAAAGACUUGCGGCUUUAUUAUUAUCUUGGGGUCAACGGUGAGUUGAGUGACAGCUAGUACAUUUGUAUUAGUACAAAUCCAGACAAAGAAGUAAAAAAAGAACUACAUUAGACGACUUAACCUUGUUUCAGUCCUAUUCUCUGUGAUGUGACUGAUAAUAAAUAGCAUUGAUAAAAUAAAUUAAAUCAAUAUCCAGAUGUAAUCUAUUCUAAUCUAAAAAAAACAAGCAAAAUGAAAAUGGACAUUAGAUUUAGAAAUAACGAUGAAGUCAUCAACGAGAGAAAAUGACAAGGAAAAGGAAUAACAAAGUGCCAUUAUCUGGUGCAGAAUAGGUUAUAAACUUACAACAGUAAUAUAGAAGAAAACUAUAUCAGUAAAUCAUCACAAAGUUCAGCAGUGCCUCAAGAUGAGUUUAGAUGAUUUUACUCGUCUUAAAGUUAUUGGUAAAGGAAGUUAUGGAGAAGUCUGGUUAACAACAUACAAAAAAGAUAGAAGAAAACAGUAUGUUUUAAAGAAGAUGAAUUUACAAAGAGCAUCAAAAAGAGAAAGAAAAUCAGCUGAACAAGAGGCAAAACUUUUAUCAAAAUUAAAACACCCAAAUAUUGUGUCUUAUAAAGACUCGUUUGAGACAGAAAAUGGUUAUUUAUAUAUAGCUAUGCAGUAUUGUGAAGGUGGGGAUUUAUAUAAUAAACUGAAAGAACAAAAAGGUGUGCCUCUAGAAGAAAGACAAGUUGUGGAAUGGUUUAUACAAAUAUCUAUGGCAUUACAGUAUUUGCACGAAAGAAAUAUCCUUCACAGAGAUUUAAAGACGCAAAAUAUAUUUCUAACCAAGAGUAAAAUAAUCAAAAUAGGAGAUUUAGGAAUUGCAAGAGUGUUAGAAAGUGCUAAUGACAUGGCAUCCACAUUAAUAGGAACCCCAUAUUAUAUGAGUCCUGAAUUAUUUGCAAAUAAACACUACAAUCACAAGUCAGAUGUUUGGGCUCUAGGUUGUUGUGUUUAUGAAAUGGCUACAUUAAAACAUGCAUUUAAUGCUAAGGAUAUGAAUGCUCUGGUUUAUAAAAUUCUGAAAGGAAAGAUGCCUCUAAUGCCAAAGAAAUACAGUGUUGAACUAGUUAACUUAAUACGUCAGAUGUUACAUCAGGAUCCAGCUAAACGUCCAAGUGUUAAUAAAAUUCUACGAGAUUCUUACAUUAAGAAAAACAUAGCUGUCUUUCUAGAAGAUACCAAGAAGAGCCGCCGCCCGUCAAGUGCAGGUAGAAGUCGGCCAAGCUCUGCAUCAUCAGCUCGAUCUGUUUCCAGUAUUACUCCACUACUAAAAUCUAUACCAUCAUCUAAUAGUGAGCUAUCUGUACCAUGUCCUUCAUCAGCCAGUGUUGCAUCCCAAUCAGCACUACCACCUCCACGUGCAUCACCAUCAUCAUAUAGCAAACCACCAUUGGCACAAGAACCCCCAAGAUUAACACCGUCAUCAGAAGAAGAGCUGCCCAGAUCAGCACCUUGUCAAAUCAGCAAACCUUCUGUUUCAGAAUAUUACAAUAAAUUGGAAUCUGUUCAGGAACAACCAAGAUCAGCAUAUAACAAACCAUUAUCCAUUCCAGAUGACUCAAGAUCAGGCCCUUCAUCAUAUGAUACACCACCAUCCAGAUCCGAUGAAGUGGACAGUGUUUACAUAAAUCAUGUAGAACAAGCUGCUGUUUAUAAUAGACCGGCAGAAUCGGGAGAUGGGGUGCGAACGAAUCUUUCACGCAAGUCAUCCAGAUCAGAUCUAGAACCAAUUGAAGAGAAAGUUCAAGUUCCACAAGGUGGCGAUAUGAAUGCCAAUUGUUUUGAUGAUGAUGAUCAAAGUUCACUUAAAACAGAUGAAAAGAAAAAGAAAGGGGACACAACACCUAAAAAGAAAGCAUUUUUAAGAAAUCGUAUCAAGAGUAAAAGUGAAGGUGAUGAUAAAUCAGAUGCUGAUUCUAUAACAAGUGUUAAAUCUUCUAGAUCUAUAUUUAGCAAUCCCAAACCGGUAGUCACACCCCGUCCAUUACCCACUCCACCAGUAAAAGUUGUAGAAAGUGUUGGACUACCUCAGAGAAGAAAUGGAGAUAAAAGUAAUAAAGAACCCAAAUCAACUGAUUCAUCAUCAGGUGUUUCAAGUUCUAAAGAAGAUGUUGGUGGUGAUGUAGAUACACCUGUACAUAGCAGUUUACCAAAUUUAUCAGCAAGAGAACGAAGACGGUUACGAGAUAGUCAAACAUCUGCCUCCUCAGAUAAUCAUCACUUAGCUAAGAUAAAAUUACGUCGACCACCAGAACGUCGCCUGUCAGAGAAAGUUACACGUUCAGAAAAGAAACAAGUUGUAGUUCAAAAGAUAGUAGAUCCGAAGAAGCCUACACGUCAACCAUCAAUAAAUGAUGACAGCAGUUCUUCAUCAGAAGAAUUAUUACAAGCAGGAGACUCUAAAGAAAUAGCUAAACGAAGGUUUAAAACAUAUGUAAUAAAUACUGAAUCACCUGACUCGGGUCCCUGUCAUCCAGUUUCUAGGGAGACGAAAGAAAUGAAUAAUUUUAUAACACUGUUGAAUACGACACUUCUACAAGAGAAAGAGAAAUCUGAUGAGGAUGAUGAAGAGGCUGAAACGUUAAAACCAAUCGAAGAAAUUGAAGAUACUGAAGUGACAGACAUUGUUGAUCAUCCUGCCUCAAAUAAUUCACUGAAACCUAACGAAAGUCUACCUAUACAUAAAUCUAUGUCAAUGCCAAGUAUAGAAACACUGAGUGAUAAUUCACGUCUCAUGAAAAGAAUUCAACAACUUCAUACUGAUUGUGUAAAGGGUGUUGGUUAUGCAAAAGUAAAAGAAGCCUAUCAUAUUCUAAAUAGAAUAGAAGAAGAUGAAGUAGAGCCAAAGUUGGUUGCUUUGUUGGGUAAAGAUAAGUUUGAUGAAUAUGCAGGUAAAAUCUGGCAGCUCAAGUUUUGUGAGGAAUCUUUAUUUCUAUCAUCAUAGUUCAACAUAUAGUUAAUUAACAAUAAGAUGACUGAGAGACUAUGGAGUAUAUUGUACUAGGUGUUAACUGUCUGAACAUGGACGGAACAUGAAAUAUGAAUCUGGGCAUUAAAGAUGGAUGUCUAUGGUGUAGUAAUAUUAAAGAAACUGUUAUUAAUAUGAAAUUAGUUGUGAAUUAAUUUCAUUUGACUUACAAACCGUAUUAAAAUGAGUGGCCAUAUGUUCAUCAAUGACAUGGAAUAGCAAACAGACUGUAUUACUGUACGCAUAAUUGUCAAUGUAUUAAUUAAAGAUUGUGUGUUAUUGAUUCAACCUCGCAGCUUGUUCUACUGAUUAAACUACAUCAUUUAAACUUAAUUCAAACUUUACAGUGAUAGAAAAUCAUUGCAUAUGUCUAGUAUGUGUAGCAACAUGCAGCAAAGUAUAUCUAUUUUCAAUAGUUGAGAAAUGUUACUGAUGGGAAAUUAUUCCAUGUAACAAGUAUUAACUAUCAAAAUCAAAAUGAUUUUCACCAGAUCUCGACUGCUCAAAUAGUUCUCCCGUUCGCGUGGUAUGAUUUUGUGUGAACUUAAAAUAAAACAAAGGACUGUAUUUAGUCGAAUUGUUAUUUAUGAGCAAUAUGAUUAGCAUCCUUAUGGUAUGUGGAAAAACAUUUUAAUAUUUAUAAUUUUAUAAUGCAAAGAUUCCCAACAUUUUCAGUGAUGCAUUUUGAACUAGUUAUUACAUCAGUGGGCAAGUAUUUUUGGUUGAUAUUGAGAUAAUAAAACUUUGUAAUUACUUGUGUCAUUCCAAUAUAAGUACACAGAAAUGCGAAAAAAACUUUUAAGAAAGUGUGUGUAUACAUUUGUAAAUAUAUGAAUUGACAUUAAUAUAUUUGGUUAAAUUAUAUCAUUUAUUUAUUACCAAUUGUUAGUUGUCAGUAAAUCUAUUGUAUAUACAAGAGUACAACACAACUUGUUAUAUAUAUGACCUUAAAUUAAUAUUAGUAAAAAUAAAAUCAUAGCACACACAAAAACAGAUCAAAUUCAAUUAGUUUCAAUUGACAUGGAAUGAUGAAUACCUAAAAAUUAUUUCGAACAGCCUUUAAAACACUAGUCAUACAAAUAUAUAUUUGUUUGAGCACGAGGUUACAUGUUAAUAAAGUUAAUCCAUGACUGACAUUUUACAGAAUUUGAUGUAAUGUCCAUUUUUACUGUCUCAAUUUUAAAAGAUAUUACUGCAUAGAUUUAUGAUCAUCAGACCAUUAGUUCACUAAUGUGUUCAGUAUUGUAAUCACUCAGGCACCCGUUUUCGUAUAUUUGACUGUGAUCAGGCACUCAUUUUCAUGUAUUUGACUGUAUUAUGGAGAAGUGCUUUAAUAAGGUUUAUUUUCUCUAUAAAUGAAGAUAUUUACAUGUUACUAUGUUGACAAUUUGUAAAUAGUAUAUAUGGGCAAUAAAUUAAACCUUCCACAAUUUUACAGUCUACAAAUAUAACCAUAAAUUUUCCUAUUACACUGCAAAUUCCUGAAGGAGUUAUUAACCAGUGCUUUGUAACUUGCUGGCUAAGGAAAACCUUUAUUAAUCAGAAAUUAAACUUGGUUGACCAAUCAGUUCACUAUUACAAGAUCUCUUUUGUUGAUUCUGAAGAUGGCGAUACAUACCAGUAACCAAGUACUGAUUUUAAAAAAAUUACCAGUACGGUAUUAUUUAAUUUGUUCAAUAAAACCAGCUAAUCUAGUGAAAUUGAUAAUUACAUGGCUGCAUUUAGCCUUUGGUUAAUGAUAGCAUAUUAAUAGCAUUGUUUAUGAUAUUAAAGAAGACAGUUAUUCACAUUGUAGAUAUAAGAUAUCAAUAUUUAUUCACCUUGUAUAUAUAUUAUAUAAGAUAUCUGUGUGUUUGUAUAUUCACAUUGCUAAUUAGUAUAUUUUACAUGAUGAUUAUUGGAAAAUGUUUUGUAUAUUUUAUGUAUGUAUUAAAUGUUAAAAAAAAUCACAAGAUGAAAAAAAAUAAA